Bombyx mori (domestic silkworm) is the source of this 2139-nucleotide messenger RNA. RefSeq names its product DNA cytosine-5 methyltransferase (gene Mt2). Gene Ontology annotation, molecular function: methyltransferase activity. Gene Ontology annotation, cellular component: nucleus. Lineage: Eukaryota; Metazoa; Arthropoda; Insecta; Lepidoptera; Bombycidae. The record is from RefSeq and is marked provisional.
CUAAUCAAACUCAAACAUGUGUCUGAUUAAUAGAUUCUACACAUAAUUGUAUUUUGUAUUGUUUCUAGUGCUUCAUCAUCUCACUGUGAUAUGUUUUUUUUUUGUAAAUGUAAGCUCAACGAUGGAGGAAAAAAUGGAACACAGAAUAUUAGAACUUUACAGCGGUAUUGGUGGCAUGCAUUGUGCCUGGAAUGAAAGCACAAUCAAAGGGAAAGUUGUAGCCGCUAUAGAUAUAAACACCGUCGCAAAUGACGUUUACAAGUACAACUUUCCUGAGACACUAUUAUUCACCAAAAAUAUACAAUCUUUAACACCGAUAGAAAUAGAAAAGUAUAAAAUUGACACAGUUCUCAUGUCACCACCUUGCCAGCCUUUUACUCGCAAUGGAAAAAAUUUGGAUGAAAAUGAUCCAAGAACCAACUCAUUUUUAUAUUUCAUAGAUAUAUUAGACAAAUUAAAUACCCUUCAAUAUAUUUUAAUGGAAAAUGUUAAAGGGUUUGAAUGUUCUACUGUUCGAAAUUUAUUUGUUGAAAAGUUGACUUACUGUGGAUUUGUCUAUCAAGAGUUUAUGUUGAGUCCUGUAAGUGUUGGAGUGCCUAAUUCAAGAUUGAGGUAUUAUUGUAUAGCUAAAAGGAAUAAUACAUGGAACUUUAAAAGAAAAGAUGAGCUUAUUACAUGUCUUCCAAAAACCUUUGCAAAACCUCAUUGCCUUAAGGAUAUUAUUGAAAAUAAUGUGCCUGAUGAUUACUUGGUGCCAGACAAGAUGUUAAGGAAAGCAAAUAUAUUUGACAUUUGUUAUGCAGAUUCUAACAGGUCAUGUUGUUUUACUAAAGCAUACACACAUUAUGUAGAAGGUACAGGCUCUGUGUUCACUGAAACAAGUUAUGACAUAGUACAGAAGUAUUUAAAAUUGGCUAAUUAUUUCGAAGUAGGUAGUGAUGAAUUUCUGCAAACCUUAAAAAAGCUUAAACUUAGGUUCUUUACGUCUAAAGAAAUCUUGCAGUUAAUGUCAUUUCCUAGUGAGUAUAGUUUUCCUAAGACUGUUACAAGGAAACAAUGUUAUAGGCUUCUUGGAAAUAGUGUAAAUGUUAAAGUUAUCAGUGAAUUAUUACAAAUUUUGUUUGAUGAAUAAGAGUAUAAUAGUUUCUAUAAAUGUAUUGAAGUUUUUUUUUGUAUUUGAAUUGAAAUGAUAGUAAUAGCAUUUUAUUAAUUAUAGUGGAUUAAUGUAAUGUCAAAAUGUUUCAAUUACAUAUUAUUAGAUGCUAUAUUUUUGCGAAUUUCUUAUACAAAAAAAAAAUUGAGGAGGGUGAGUGUGCUAUCAUAGGCACAAGGUGUACAAGUUACAUGCUCUACAUUGAGUGAUAUCACAUUACAACUUCUCUUGUGUUAAAACUGUUUUCAACCAAACUGCGGAGGACUAAUGUAUGAGAGGGCAAACACUUAGUGUUUUGACCAAUGUAGAGAAGAUAUGUGAAACAUACACACUCGAGAUUUUACUUAACAUCAGAUUAAAUAUUAAUUACACUGAGAAAAAGUAAGUACAUAGAGACCACAAUGCUAAAUGUUAGUUACAAAGAUAAUUGAACUAACUAGUGACUCCUUACUGGGAAGUCUAUAAUAAAUACAGGAACUACUAGAUCCAACCAAAACAAUAUGCAGCAUUCAUAUUUGAAGCACGCUGCUGUUACCAACAUAAGGAAACCUAGAACCAAGAACCUAUUUGAAAAUUGGUCUAUCAUUUGGGAUCUCAGUUUAAUUAAAAUAUUAAAUUUAAAAUUGAAAUAAACCUAAUAAUAGAAGGCCAUAAUAUGAAGUUGAAACGUUAGUUAUUUUUCCAAAAACACUAAACGUUAAUAUUGUAUUGUGCUGAUUUUAUUAUCCAAGUGGCAUCUUAAAAUUUUAAACAAUAUUUUUUAAAAUGUAUUUUUACAUACUAAUUGGCAUGGUUUGUUUUUAUUUUCCUAUUGUACUUUAGAAUUUAUAUUAUGAAAGUCAUAGAUUAUUAUUUUUGUUGUUGGAAAGCAUAUUCUAAUCUACUGUUUUUGUAAUUAAUAAUCUGUAAAAAUAAUAAAUUUAUUUCAAUAAUAAAUAUCAUAUGUUCAUUCAUUUUUCUAAUUAAACAAAUUAAAGUUAUAUGCA